This is a messenger RNA of Daktulosphaira vitifoliae (grape phylloxera), 3079 nucleotides long. RefSeq names its product lipase 3-like. The transcript is spliced from 8 exons. The record is from RefSeq and is a predicted model, not a curated record. The coding region runs from base 207 to 2075 and encodes 622 amino acids. NCBI's taxonomy places the organism in Eukaryota, Metazoa, Arthropoda, Insecta, Hemiptera, Phylloxeridae. Gene Ontology annotation, biological process: lipid metabolic process.
GACAAUAUCAUUGUGAACUCAGUGGUACAGUUAUUAGCGUACACGUUUUUAUUCGUUAACUAUCGAGAGCGAAAAAAAAUAUUUAAUUUUUUAUUUUACUUGGUUUACUAAAAAAACUUACGAUAAGCAAUAAGAAUAUUUUUCAAAUAAAUUUAAAUAUAAUUUCAAAUUAUCAAAGAAGACUUAAUGUAUUAAAUGAACUAAUUAUGAACGUAAACCGUAAAAUUUCAGUUACCUCAAGUGCUUUAAAAAUACACAUAGACUUCAUUCAAUUAAUUUUUAUUACUCUAUUAUUAACAGCAUCGCUAACAACUGUCACAAUGCGCAAGACGCCACUAACAAAUAUCACAGAUUUUUUCUAUAAGAACACAAGUUUACCUACUCCUGAAAUGCUUCGACUUAGUGGUUAUGAAGUUGAAUGUCAUUCAAUUACAACAGCUGAUGGAUAUGUAUUAGAAGUUCACCGUAUACCUAAAAGUAAAUCAGGCAAAUUAGCAUUUAAAAAUCAUCCUGUUUAUCUUCAUCACGGAGUAUUGACAAGUUCAGCAGAUUGGAUCAUUGCUGGAGCUGACAAUUCUAUUGCGACUCAACUUGCUGAUCAAGGUUACGAUGUAUGGCUUGGUAAUUCUAGAGGAAAUACAUACAGCAGAAAACAUGUAUCCUUAAACCCAAAAAGUAAAGAAUAUUGGAAUUUCGGUCUUGAAGAAAUCGGCAUUUUUGACUUACCUGCUGUUAUUGAUUAUAUUUUGUCAACGAGUGGAAAAGAAAAAAUACAUUAUUUAGGAUUUUCCAUGGGUACAACAUUAUUUUACAUUAUGGCAUCAGAAAGACCAGAAUAUCAGUUAAAAAUAAGAUCUCAAAUCAGCUUAGCACCUGUUGCUUAUCUGUCGAACAUUAAGUCUACAUUAAAAUAUAUAGCUCCACAUGCCCGUGAACUUAAAUUUUUAGCAAAAUUUAUAUCGAAUGGAGCGUUUAUGCCCGAGACAGAUACAUGGAAAUUUUUGGCUGGUACAAUGUGCAGAGAACCCUUUUUGCAAAAAAAAAUUUGUGCGAAAAUUUUAAUUUUUUCAGUUUGUGGAACAGACCUUCACCAGUUUAACAUGAGUUUAAUUCCAUUGAUCUUUGGACAUUCGCCUGCUGGAACGUCAAUAAAACUUAUGGAACACUAUGCUCAAAUAAUAAUGAGCGAAGGUUUCCGAAAAUUUGAUUAUGGUCCUACUCAAAAUAUGAAAGUCUACAAUUGUACAACCCCUCCUUCUUACAAGUUGGAGUCAAUAAAAGUUCCUAUGUCAAUAAUGUACGGAGAAAACGAUAUACUAGCUGAUCCAGCAGACGUUUUAAAAUUGAAAGAGCGACUUCCAAAUAUAAUUAAUUUCAUAAAAAUUGAUAAUCCAUGGUUUAACCACGUAGAUUUUCUAUGGAGUAAGGGAGUUAAUUUUUAUGUAAACGAUCGUGUAAUAACUCUUUUCAACGAGAGCGAUGAUCUUUCAUGGAACAUUAGUACUUAUCUAACAAGCAGUCAAUCUCCUACCGGUAAAACGAAUGACGUAAAUACAUUAUCGUCUUGUGAUUUUAGCAAAGAAUCAAUUGUUAAUGACUCAGGCGAUUUCAAUAUUAAAAAUCGACCGAGUUUAGACUUCUUAAAAACACAUCUUGAUGAAAUAAUUAGCAAGGGUAUGCCUCACAUUGAAAAAACCUUAUCGCAAGCAGAAAACUACGAAAAAGAAUUACAAAAGACUUUUAUUAGUAAUUUGUUGGACUUGGAAAAAUCGUAUCGCAAGAAAUCCAACGAAUUACUCAAUAAUAUGGAUACCCAUGUAACAAUGGCCGAUAGAGUAGUAAAAGACAAUGUCGCUAAGUCAUUUAGCGUUAUUGAUAGAAACGUUAAAAUAGUUUCUAAAACACUUAACAAUAAUAUCUUAAUGAUAGAAAAAACAAUAGAAAAAAAUAUUAUUAAAACCGAAAAUAUUAUUAGUGAUAGCUUUACAAAUGCUAAUCACUUCAUGCAAAACGAAACAGAUAGAUUAAGUAGAACUGUGAGAAAUGCAUUACAAAAAGUAUUUCGCUUUAUAUAAUUUAUUUUUUCCAUAACUUCUACUCAAAUAAAUAUACAUUGUAUCAUAAGUAUGAGGAAUACAUUUUUACUUGUUCUUCAUAAUCACUUUCUAGUAAUAAAAAUUUAGAUACAAAUUAUUAUAUUUACAAAAUUAUUUAUUAAAAAUACUAUUGCACGAGUAUAUAUGAAGUUCAUAUUAUGAACAUAUUUAUUAUUAAUAUGUGAUCUUAAAAACUGUUGUGGACCUGAAAGGACCUAUAACAAAAGUGUCUGAGCCAAUACAAUGGACUUGAAAGUUGGAAGAAGCCUUUUGUUACGCGCAAAAGUCAGCCUCGCGUUUGCUACUCUUUUAGUUGACCCUCAUUGGAGUGCACAUCUUGGAAUUUAUACAGUUGCAUCUAUUCAAUUCGUUGUCACAUGUUUCCAGCAACUAACUGACAACUAGCGGUAAUCAAACAAUUUUUUUCAAAGAAAAUGCCUAUGAAACAAAUUACUUGCCCCGCUUAUUAUAGAGAUCGCUGGCUAUUUAUCGAUGUAGUAUUUUAAACUUGUACUCAAAACACAACCUUAUAUUGUUUAUACGUACCACUAACCACUUAUUUAUACCUUCAUUCUACACCGAAAAAAUAUGCCACCUACACAACUCAACCAAUUGAUAGAAAUUUUUUAAUUCACCACAGAUAUACAUCACAUAAAACAAUUUGAGAAACUGCCAGUUCCCGGAUUUAUCGAUUUCCGUUUAAUGUGACAGCUUCACAUUGAUCCCGACAUAUCCAUAUUGACAUAAUGAUUCAAAUCCACCAUCCCCCAGUCCUGUAGGUAUUUCUUAACAGAAACUGGCCGUUUAAUACCAUAGACAGGGAUGUAUCCACUUAAACGCAUUACACUUUGGUGUACAUCAAUAUGUCUCAAUUGACAAAGAGAUUCAGUUUCAACUAUUUUGAAGACUAGCAAUACGUAGUACAAAAGUCGCUAUUAAUAAUUGUAUUGAUUUUAGUAAUAUAUAAAAUUAAAUCUUUUAAA